CGCGGCCGAAAUCCCAGAGAUUGGAGAUUCUUCCGAGUGAGGACUCGGAACCCAUGUUCAGCCAGUGAUUCGAAUCCAUUCCAGCGAAACAACCAUGGUCUCGUCGAAAAGAAAUCUGACAGCCCGUGGCAAGUUUAUUUUCUCCCGAGCUUUGGAGAAACUGGAUAACAGACCCCCGACAGUUCAAGAACUCCCUACCUACGAAAUGUGCGACGCCACGGUCUACCGGAAAACAGUCAGUGAUCUCGUUGUUGAGCAGAUGCGCACAAUGGGAUACAAGGUUGUACCUCCCCCUCAAUGGGAGACCGAGCUGGAAGCCCUAAGAGAUAUAGUGAACAGGUUCAAGCACAAUCCCGUAAGCCAAGCCGCUUUCAACCGAUCUAUUAAACAAGCGAGAGAUCUUCUGGACCAGCUGAAGUCUGGUGUCGACAAGGAAAAAUCUGACGAGGAAUGGGAGGAUGUGGACACGUCCGUUUCUUCGAUAAGAUCAGUCUCUUCCUGCAAGGGAGCUGCCAGGAAAUCAGUCAUGCUCAAUGCGAAGAAGAGUCUCAAGCAGAUGAUGCAGGAGAGUGCUAAGAAGUCGACGAAAUUAGAUCGAAGCAAGUCAACGAGGACGCUUAAGAACACAUCGGCGAAUGACACGCAAACCAGCAAGGGCGAUAAGAAACCCCGGGCUCUGAAGCGGCAAGCGAGCUCGGUUGUCGCUUCGGAGGCGAAAAAAGACAAGAAAAACAGUACUCACGAAAUGGAUAAAACUGAAUUUGCAAGGUCACAGAAUCAUCGCGUUCAAAUGGUAAAAGAACGCAAAGAAAUCAAGGACAAGGAACGGAACGAUCAGAUUCGAGCUAAGCUGCAGCAGAAACAACAGACUUUAAAAGAAAAAGAGAAAAAAGACUCCGAAAACCGCCAAGAUCUCGACGCAGAAGACUUCGGUGACGAAUCCGAAAACGAGCAAGGCCGUGCCGGCAGCGCCUUCCGCCCAGGCAACGGAUGUCAAGAAGGCAUCCCUCUCGACGAUCUGCGACACGGAGGACUCGCAAAGCAAGCGAUGUUCCAGAGCAUACUUGCCGCUGGUGAGGACGCUCAGAACGUGACGAAGAUCAAUUCUACUUUCUUGCCGGGAGUAACGAGUAAGCCGGAUUUCGACGCUUCUCUGGCGAUGAACAGAAAGGAAGAUACAUUCACGGUCGACGCGGUACCGAACGCGACGUACGUCUCGAAGCCCGGUUUCGUUCUCUCUCCGUCGAGAAUGAACCAGUUGAAGGAGGCGGGUAACUCUGAAGGGUUCGUUGACAGUUUCAACGAAACGUUCAGAGAUUACGGGCUUGAGGAUCUCUGUUCGGAUUCAGACAACACCGACGAUGAGAGCGCGCCCACCAAACCUGUUCCAAAGUGGGCAGAACUGAAAACUUCCCGCUUCAAGAACAAAGUCAAGGAGCAACGUAUGCUAGGUCAAGAUAUCGAAAAGUACGGCCUCUUGGAAAUCUACGUGCCGCCAUUCGUCGAUCUUGAGAUGAUUUUCGAGCGGAAGAGCAAACGCUUCGAUCGCCACAACGCGUCGUCAGGCCUGUGGAACGACACCCAGGACUUCAUUCGACAAUGAGUCCCUCUCAGCCCCCCGCACUUAUCCACUCGUUGUAUUUGUCUGUUUCUCUAUCUACUCAUCUGUCUCAAUCAAGUCGUUGCUUUACGUCAAAUGAAUGGGACCGUACAAUAAAAGCACGAAGAAUGUGCUUGAUGAAAUCCUU
Galendromus occidentalis (western predatory mite) is the source of this 1748-nucleotide messenger RNA. Its product is annotated as inner centromere protein. The record is from RefSeq and is a predicted model, not a curated record. The transcript is spliced from 9 exons. NCBI's taxonomy places the organism in Eukaryota, Metazoa, Arthropoda, Arachnida, Mesostigmata, Phytoseiidae. The coding region runs from base 95 to 1603 and encodes 502 amino acids.